AUGUACACAGCUGAUACUUCUUUACCCGCGGAGUUGAACGAUGUGUUUCUGAGGUGCAUUGUCUCAAACCCGACUAUACAUGACCUCAUCUUCGCGCAUUCCACACCAGCGACCGUCAUUCGCUUUUCUUGGACAUGCAAAGCAGCGCUGCUUGCCACUCGCUCAUACUAUCGGAGAGCAUACAACGUCGAUCGUCACCUCUCGCGGUAUUUCCGGGAUCCCCAAGCGUUUAGGACUCUCCAGGCACGCACGGCAACCCUCAUCUCAGGCUCCAGCGCUCUUCAAUUCUUCGACCGCACAUGCUAUCCUGAGUCUGACCUCGACAUCUACACACCUCUGCAAUUUAUGCGCGAGGUAGCGAAUUGGCUGCUUAGCGACGGAUACCGGUUCAUACCCGACGACACGCAGCCGGGCAAUCUUCCUGAUGCGCUUCGGCAACUACAAGGAUACGAUGCUGGCUUAGACACACGCUCUCUCGGAUUUUAUCGCAGGAGAGGGGUUCUGGGUGUGUACACGUUCUAUAAGACUACAGAAGACGACUGGGACGCAGAGGACAGAGCCCAGCCGCUCAAGGUUCAGGUGACUGCGGCCGCACGCAGCCCGGCCGAGGUCAUCAUCAACUUCCACUCCACAUGCGUGAUGAACGCCAUCAGCCAUGAUGCCGCGUAUUCGUUAUAUCCUCACGCGACAUUCGAGUCUCGCCUUGCGCUCGUAUGCCCUACAGAGGGCCCCGCGCCGGAUAGCGCCCUCGAGAAGUACGCCGAGCGUGGGUGGCACCUCGUGUGCGAGCGCCCCGAGGCUGAGGAGCCGCUGUUUCCAUUCGCGUCUGGCGCCGACGCCGAGACCCCGUCCAUCGUCGCGCGUGAACCGUCUUUCCUCCCGGGCUCGCGAUGGGCGGACGAUCACACGAGCUGGGUCAUCCCGCUUCACCCUGCCCUGCCGCUCCAUGUCCGCGCAGAAGCGAAGGCUGCCCCGUUUGCGAGCACGAACUGGCAGCUCGCGUACCAUCUGGACGACGACGAGUCUCCGUGCCCGAAGAUGCGCUAUUGCCUCGUCCGCUCGCCGCUGUUGAAACAUGUGUAUCUGCUCACGGACGAGCUUUUGCUCUUGGCUGUCUGGAGCGCACUGAAGGGCGUCAGGUCUGGUCGGACUGUCAUGCAGCGCGUGCUGGAUCGUGCGAAACAUAGACAGCCUGUAGAUUCUCCCAGGUAA
Molecule: messenger RNA, 1212 nt
Organism: Heterobasidion irregulare TC 32-1
Lineage: Eukaryota; Fungi; Basidiomycota; Agaricomycetes; Russulales; Bondarzewiaceae
Exons: 2
Coding region: 1-1212 (403 amino acids)
Source: RefSeq, a predicted model, not a curated record